AUGGAUUUGCAUCGAUAUGAAAGGCUGUCAAAGUUAGAGUCAGCAGGAAAUAAAAUGCCUGUAGCAGGACAUCCUUUAGGUAUUUAUGGACAUAGAGAGGACAAUGUUUUUGAUGAUCAAUUCCAUGAGAAAGAAAUAAGUUUUGGCAUUCUAGAAGGUUUUUCAAAUGUCUUUGCUUCGGCUCUGUUGUUUUCCUUCUUUUUUCCUUUCUCCCCCUUUCUUCGCAAUUCUCUCUCCAACCCCAAAUAUCAGCUGGUUUUAACUUUCCGAAAUUGCAAUUGGAAGGCCUCCGGUUGGAAAAUUGAGGAAGCUCUUCAGUUAUUUUAUGUAGGCAAUGAAGGUGGGCCAGUUGCUUCUUUGUCACAUUCUCCACCAACAGAAAAUGCUAAUACCCGGGCGGAAGAAAAUACUGGGUGUGCUGGAAUGUACUUUAAUGGAUUGAAGGGCCAUGAAAAUGAAAAUGUUGGACAAGGCAGUGGAGAGGAUUUGCGUGAUACCCUCUAUACUGAAGAAAUGAUGGGAUAUCCUCUGAAUGAAUCCAGUUCAUUGAUUGCAUUUCACAACUUUGGUGAGGAAAUGAAGCAUCCUGUGGUUUGGGAAUCAGACCAAGGUGCUACAUCUACAGCAGAAAACACUCGAGAUAAUCUUGCCUCUUUGUACCGUCUUCCAUUUGAUCUUAUGUUUCAUUGUUCACUUGAAAAGGCAAAAGGUACUGCUUCUGCUCAAGACAAAUGGUUCCUGGUGAAUAUACAAUCCGUGAAGGAGUUCAGCUCUCAUAUGCUUAAUCGAUAUACAUGGGGAAAUGAUGCUGUUGCUCAAACCAUCAGUACUAAUUUUAUCUUUUGGCAGUUGUAUAAUGAUACAAGUGAGGGAAGGAAAGACUGCAUCCAUUACAAAUUGGAUUCUAUUCCUGUGUUGCUUGUCAUCAACUCAAUAACAGGACAAAAGAUUCGUGCAUGGAGGGGAAUGAUACAUCCUGAGAAUUUGCUAGAUUUUUGUGUUAUGAACUAGUUCAUGGAUGGUGGCCCAGGGGAUCACUAUGUAACUCUAUCACAUAAGCGGCUAAGGGGAAGUUCUAAGGCUCCACAGAAAAGCGAAGCAUCCUCAGCUGCAAGUAAUGAAGAAGAUGAGGAAAUGAUAAGGGCGUUGGCUGCUUCUAUGAAGGGCGUGAAAGACAUAAAUAUAAUGGCUGCUGACAAUAAAGAUGCAACUACUGCUGGGGAGGAGGAAGGAUCAUGCUUAACUAAGAAACCCACAUAUCCGCCACUGCCUGAAGAACCAAUUGACAGGAGCCUUCUUUGCAGGCUUGGACUUCGUCUUCCUGGCAGAUGCAGGGUCCAAAGAAAUUUCCUGAAAACUGAUCCAAUACAGCUUCUGUGGUCAUUCUGCUAUUCCCAACUAGAGGAAGCCGGGACAAGGCCGUUUCGCUUGACCCAGGCAAUCCCAGGAGCAAAGAGUCUGGAUUAGGACAGUAAAUUGACUUUUGGAGAUUCAGGGCUGGCCAACUCUAUGAUCUCAGUUACUUGGGAAUGAAAAUCGAUCUUAAAUGGCUAUUGAAGAAUUUUGAUUUAGAGUUGCCUACCAUCAAUGUUUUCUUCACUUUUGCUUGCUCCAUCCAGAGUGCCUUUAGCCAAGCCAUGGUUUAUUUAUUACGUAAAUUCUCCAUGUAUCAGUAUGAAUCUGUAGCUGUUUAUGCACUUCAUGAUUAUUUAGAUCUUUUCCAUUAUAGUAUUCCAGUGGCUGGGUAGAGAGUAUUAAUAGUAAGAUAUUCAAAAUCUGUAUCUUCUGAGGAAGUCUUAUCAUAUGUAGGUAUUCCUUCGAGACCAAAAACAGUCUCAUGGUUAUCUAUAAAUUGAUUGAAA
Messenger RNA from Hevea brasiliensis (rubber tree), 1862 nucleotides. RefSeq names its product plant UBX domain-containing protein 7. The record is from RefSeq and is a predicted model, not a curated record. Lineage: Eukaryota; Viridiplantae; Streptophyta; Magnoliopsida; Malpighiales; Euphorbiaceae. Gene Ontology annotation, biological process: proteasome-mediated ubiquitin-dependent protein catabolic process. Gene Ontology annotation, molecular function: ubiquitin binding. Gene Ontology annotation, cellular component: nucleus.